UCAGCCUAUGACGACAAGCAGCACAGCAAGCGGAAAGAGAUCUCCUCUCGUUCGUGGUUCAACUCCACCUCAGCCACACCAGGAAGUGCAGCAGGCAGUCUGCUCCAUAAGCUUGGCCUGCAGGGGAAAGAAGCAGCAGUGGCCAAAGCCCUGGGCUCCUCACACAGCCCCUUGAUCCGCAAACGCACAGGAGGACUGGGAAUUAAAACUGAACCCUGCGCCACCAUCACUCGCAGGAAGUCAUACCCUGAAAUCAACACAUGUGAUGGAGAGAUUUCAAAGGUCGCACAAAGAGAGGAAGCCCCAAGUAUAGCCACUACAAAAGUGGGACAGGAGGUAACAGAGACAAAUGACAGUGGCUUCAGGGAGGCGCUUGCCAAAACCACAGAGGAAGCAGAUGAAGGACUAACGAAGGACUUUGGGAAGGAGAAGGAACAGUACAAAAGUUUGGGAGCCGUCACAUCUCUGGUGGCAGACUACAGCGACUCAGAUUCAGACCCUGGACAAUGCGGCUGAAUGAUAAUCAUUUUGUAAGAGUUAAACACAAACUGAAAAUGCUUGUGAGAGCUGCAGACAUCUGCUUUAACAUGUGUUGCCGUUCACUUGUGAAAACAGUGGUGUUAACUCGUCUAUCUGGUCACAAUGGAAAUAUUUUGUUUUCUAACACAAAAUGUGUGAAAUAAGAUUUUAGUUUUAAGCUUGGCGGCCUGCGGAAAUCAUUGUCAUGAAUGUGUCAUAUGAUGAUCCAGUCUGUUAAUAAGGACUAAGUGCAAAUGCUGAAAACCCAGCUUAAAAUGUUAUUAGUUUUUUAGAUUUCCACAUAUCUGUGGACUGAUGACAACACUGUCAGACACCUUGUAAAAGUAAAUGCAAAAUACUGUGUAAUACCAUUAAAACUGUUAUUUGAGUUGA
Molecule: messenger RNA, 912 nt
Organism: Micropterus salmoides (largemouth bass)
Lineage: Eukaryota; Metazoa; Chordata; Actinopteri; Centrarchiformes; Centrarchidae
Product: coiled-coil domain-containing protein 130 homolog
Exons: 1
Source: RefSeq, a predicted model, not a curated record